Molecule: messenger RNA, 1125 nt
Organism: Arabidopsis thaliana (thale cress)
Lineage: Eukaryota; Viridiplantae; Streptophyta; Magnoliopsida; Brassicales; Brassicaceae
Gene: ZFP2
Product: zinc finger protein 2
Exons: 1
Coding region: 368-820 (150 amino acids)
Biological process (GO): negative regulation of abscisic acid-activated signaling pathway
Cellular component (GO): nucleus
Source: RefSeq, marked reviewed
GGGACAUAAUUCUUGAGGUGUUUCAACACUCUAAAACGAGACCAUUGGAUAUAAUAAAAUGAUGUAUCGAGAAAUAUAUAAAACUCGGAGGUAAAUAAUAUUAGAUGGACCGACAAAGGGUUCAAAGGGUGCCAUUAAUGGAGGCGACAACACUUGGAUUCCCACUGAUUCUUUCAGCUUCCAUGUCUCAUCUCUCUACUCUCUCUCCAUACUUUACAGUUGAAGUUGCACCCAACAUGAGUUUUGAGCAAACCUACGCACCUUUACACCUUAAAUAUAAUGCCCCUCAAGCCCAAACUCUUCAAACACACUUCUCUCAUCUCUCUAAUCUCUCUUUCUCUCUCUAUCUCUAAGAAUAUAUAAAGGUAUGGACUACCAGCCAAACACAUCCCUACGUCUAAGCCUACCAAGUUACAAGAACCACCAACUAAACCUAGAACUUGUUCUCGAGCCUUCUUCCAUGUCUUCUUCUUCAUCUUCUUCCACGAACUCAUCAUCAUGUUUGGAGCAGCCUAGGGUAUUCUCAUGUAACUAUUGUCAAAGAAAGUUUUACAGCUCUCAAGCUCUUGGUGGUCAUCAAAACGCUCAUAAGCUUGAGAGAACCUUAGCCAAGAAGAGUCGAGAACUCUUUAGAUCCUCAAACACUGUUGAUUCUGAUCAGCCUUACCCGUUCUCCGGUCGCUUUGAGCUUUACGGCCGUGGCUACCAAGGAUUUCUCGAAAGUGGCGGCUCGAGGGACUUCUCCGCCCGCCGUGUGCCGGAGAGUGGUCUUGAUCAGGAUCAGGAGAAGAGUCACCUUGACUUAUCCUUAAGGCUCUAAAAGAAUCUUAUAUUUUGUUAGUCUAUAUAUUAUCAUAUCAAUUGUUAAUCUUAAAAUUGAUUGUUUUACUUAUUAGUCAUUUCCUAUUAUCUGAAAGUUUUCUUUGUAAGUUGUAACUAUGGUCCUAAAUUCAAAUCCAAAUUUGAUUUUGGAAGAUGGUACCUAAUGCAGUAGUUAAAUAAGUUAAAAAAAUGAAGGAUCUAUAAUUCUCUAUAUAGAUGGUUAUUUUAAGUAUAUAUAGUAUGAGCACAUCAUAUUACAACUGCAUUAUAAAAUGAAUGAAUGUCGCUUGUAUAUAAUACAUU